AAACUUUGAUCCAAGCCGAUUGAAAUUCUCAAUCUCAUAGGAGAGUUAUGGACAUUAGAAUUCUAGUGAAGAAUUAUGUUCCAUGGAAUUAUAUUAUUGGAAAAUGGACUAGAUAAGGUAGAUAGGUUGGCAAAUAUUUCCCCUCCGCUUUUUUGCUCUUUAUUCAAUUCUUUAUAAAAAGUAUUACAGUGAUCCGAUUUAGAUAAAAAUAUGCGCCGUUUCGUUCGAUAAUCUAUUCCCAUCUAGACGGGACGACAAUUUCAUAAUACCCCCCUUGUAGAAGCCCCCAUUUGCCCUUAUUUGCGAAGGUCACGGACAGCCACUUUUCACAAGCCCCUUUUGAGGUCAACCUUUCACCACCAAGGGCUUUCGCCAUGGAUAGGAGCAGGUGGUGAUCACUGCGAUAAAAUCUCGCAUCCGAGUUCCCGUAGCUUCUCAAGAGUCAUCAACGAAGUGUGUGGUCUGGCGUGGUUCUGGUGGAACACUACACCCUUCAUGUUGGCCAAUUAUGGACGCUUCUGGUCGAUCUUCAAGCGGUCCAGUUGUUCUGAUGGUAGAAUUAAGCGUCUUGCCAUUUGAGGGCAGCUCAUAGUGGAUGAAUCCCUACCAAUCCCACCAAACACACAGUAAAACCUUUCUGGCCGUCAAUCCCGUCUUGGCCACUGUUUGGGACGAUUCACCGGCCCGUUUCGCUUGUCGUACGUGUAUCCAGCCUUCCGCAGAUGGUUUAAAAUGGUUUGGUGACUAACUCCCAUCUCCUGGGCGAUCUCACGAGAUGACACAUGCCAGUCUAACUUGAUGUUUUCCGUGAUUCGAUCGGUAUUCGUCGUCAUAGGUCUUCCGCCGGCUGGCUUAUCCAUGGUGUCGUUUUCACCCGAUCUGAAUCGUCAUUCAUUCGCAGUUCGAAGCGAUAGAGUACCAUCCCCCAAAAACACCAUUCAUCUCACUGAACGUUUCUCUAGCGGAUUUCUCUUUAUCGAAGGAAAACUUUAAAAUAGCGCGAAUUUCGUCGUUUGUGAACUCCAUGUUUACACGUCUAUAACUGUUGAACGCAAUAUCCAAGCUAAUCAUGCGUAGCGCCGUUUUGUAGAUUAUGUCAAGACCUUUCAAAAAUGUAGUAUAAGUAUUGCCAGAUACGAACUCUAUAUCGCUUUAUACAUAACCCCGAAAUUCAAAAGACAAAAAGGUGGAAGGGUAAAUGUAACUUCAAUACAAAUAGAAACAGCCAUAAAUACAUCAGCGCACUAAAGAAGGUAUAAGCCAUUAGCAUACCCAUAAACACAUAUUGUGCGUGGGUGUGUAUGUGUGUGUGUAAACAAAGUAGUGGCGAAUCGUGCUUUUCACGCAUUGUUUACCACUUGCAUUGGGCAUAAGCGAACACUACAACAGCAAAAAUAACAAUAAUAAAGCAGCGCAAAAUUUGGAAUGAAAUAAAAAUCAAUCGAGAAUACAAUAAAAACCUCAAUUUUCUCUUCAUCAAAGCAAAUUUCUAGUUCUGAUUAAGCGAAAACAAAGCGUUGAAUUACUAAAGUGUAAAUUGAAAGAAAUAAAAAGAAAUUUAAGGUAAAUAGUGAAUUUAAAUAGUUUUGCUUAAGGCAAACCACAACAAAUACAAAGCAAAUCGUGUACACACACGUGAGUGGACGGCAGGAAAAUGGGCAAGAAAAACUCCAAAUUGAAGCAGGACACCAUCGAUCGUCUAACAACAGCCACAUACUUCACAGAAAAAGAAAUCAGGCAAUGGCACAAAGGUUUUCUGAAAGACUGUCCGAAUGGUCUGCUGACAGAACAAGGUUUUAUUAAAAUUUACAAACAAUUCUUCCCGCAAGGAGAUCCCAGUAAAUUCGCAUCGCUGGUGUUUCGUGUUUUCGAUGAGAAUGAGGAUGGUGCGAUUGAGUUUGAGGAGUUCAUACGAGCGUUAUCGAUUACAUCGCGCGGUAACCUGGAUGAAAAGCUGCAAUGGGCAUUCCGACUCUACGAUGUGGACAAUGAUGGCUACAUAACGAGAGAAGAAAUGUAUAACAUAGUGGAUGCAAUAUAUCAAAUGGUGGGUCAACAGCCGCAAACGGAGGAGGAGAAUACGCCGCAGAAACGUGUCGACAAGAUAUUCGAUCAAAUGGACAAGAAUCAUGAUGAUCGUUUGACGCUCGACGAAUUUCGUGAGGGUAGUAAAGCUGAUCCACGUAUAGUGCAGGCGUUAAGUUUAGGUGGUGAUUAACCAAAAGAGACUUAGUUUAAUUCUGCUACAGAUUAAACGAGGAAACUAAGUGAAAAUAAUACAAAACCAAAUAUAGUUAAAAGAAAAUACACAGCAGGAAAGAAAUAGCAAAGUAAUAAUUACAAAAUAAUACAACAAGCAAGAAAGAAGCAAGGAAGUAUAGGUGGAUAAAGGAAAUAAAUUUUUGAAAAAUAUUUAUAAGGAGUAGGGAAGAGAGACAAAAGAGAAAUACGCACACAUACAUACACAUUAGAGACAGCUUUGGUGACUUUAGCUGCUAAAGUUUAGCGAACCAAAAGCGCUCAAUACCCAAACACGCAUAUGCAUACAUGUAUAUGUACAUACACAUGCACAAUUUUGAGAAAAAAAAAUUUCGCCACAACUACAUGACAGUUAGGUUAAUUGAUAUAAAAUUAUGCGAAAUAUGUGAAAGUAGAGCAAGCGGUAGAAAAGCUUCGUAAACCGUUUAUGUUAAUGGUUUGAAAAUGCAAAAAAAAACAACAACAAAAUGCAGUAAUACAAUAACAAUAGCAAACAGUAAAAGUAAUGCAAUUCAUAAAUUAUACUCAUUGCAAUUGUAGGUGAAACGGGUUUAGCGUAGUCAACAAAAAAAUAAACAAGCUGCAAUCAAUAGACAUAGUAGACGUACAAGCGAUAUGUAAUUAGCAUACACAGAUACACGCACACAUACAUAGUUACAUACCACAUAUAGUUUAAGUGAUGUCAACGAAACGGUAAUCAAAAUCUGCCCACACACACAAAAACAAAUGACGGACACAAAAUUUAUUGAAAUUAAAUAAAAAAAAUAAAUACUCAAAAACCAAAAUUAACUAUUAACUUGGCAGCAUAUUUGUAAAAAGUUAAGCUAAAAUACUGUUGAAAAUAAAAUAUUCGAAAUUCAAAGUAAAAUUUAAAUAAAUUGCGAAAAUUGCAUGCAGCCACAAAAGGUCGAAUACAAAGGUGCGUUUUGAACAACAACAAAAAAUAUUGCUAAUUAACAACAAAAACAAAAAAAAAACAAAUUUGAAAAUAUUUCCAAGUAAAACGCAGUUUAUAUUCAAAAAUGAAACAGUGAAACUUAAAAUAGGCUUAAAACAGUAAAUUUAUAGAAAAAUGAACUUUCAGCUAUAAAAUACAUUAAAAAAACUCGCUUAAAUUUUUGAAAGCAUGCAUUGCUCGAGCAGCAAAUUGGUUUGAGCGUCAUGCUUUCCUAGCGUUAAUAGACUAAAUACCCAGUGUAAUAACUGAGGCCAUGUAAUUGUAUAUAUUAGUCGAACGAAAUUGUUAUGAACAAUGACACCAAUUUAAAAUUUAUUAGAUAAAGCUAGUAGUAUAUUCAAAAAACAAAUUUAAACUUGAAAAACUUUCCUUAAACCAUUUUUUUUUUUAAACUUACUUCAAGCUCGUCCUUAAGACGUUAAAAACUUUGAAAUAUUAAUUAAUAAAAAAUAAUAAUAAAAUAUUUUGGCAUUAAUAAAUUGUAUUAGGCAACACUUUUAUUGCUUAAAAGUAGUAGAAAAGAAGUUAUAGCAUAGAUAGUUGCUUAGAAAAAAUAAUACCUACAUGCUAGCUAAAAAUUUUCUUCCCAAAAACAGCAGUCAAAUAGCGGCUCUGGUUCAUUUUAUUUAAAUUUAGUCAAAAAUCAAAUAAAAAUACCUAAAAAUAUUGAAAUAGCAUUAGUAACAUGAAAGCUCAGCUGAUCAUUUGAACUUUCUAUUGAAACCCGCCAAAAGCUCUUUAUAAAAGCUCCUAAAAAGCUUGCCUGUUUUCAAAAGCUUUUUUCAAAAGCUUACUUUGAAAAAUUUAACCUCAAAAAUCUUAAUAUCUGAGAAAAAAUAUAGUAGAGCUUAAAGGAAAAUACAGUUUAGGAAGAUGUUAAGUGCUCGACCUUAAUCUUGAUUAUCCUGCGAUACUUCAAGAAAUAUUUGUGUAUAUGUUUUAACUAAAUUCGGAAAAAGCAUCUUCUAAAGAUAGCUUAAUUUAAUGAGCUUUACUGUCACCCUUUAUCCCCUUGCAAUAAACUCCACUAAACCUAACGUAAGCUAAACUACCCGUUGUCCCCUUGAAGUAGACUCCUAUAAAUAUACCUAAAGCUAAAUUGCUUUCUUGUUUUAUCAAAAUAGAACCUAAGGAUAACGACUUUGACAGAAAAACAUAUUGGUUCGUGGCGUCAUAAACCAAAAAAAGGAAAAGUAACUGUUUAGAAUUUCGAUGAAUAUGAAAAAUUUACAGUUUGUCUCAUUUAUGGCGCAUCUGGACUCAAUCGUGUCUCUAAUAUUAUUUGUUUUCAUUCCCCUUACUCUGAAAUAUACUAUUCACUUCUGAUAAAAGUUAGGAAUAUAUUGCAAAAGGUCUGUCUUCUGUAUAAACCAAUGAGAUUGCAGAACAGUUGAAUAAAUUUUCUGGUUUCUAUAGAAUUUGUAUUGUGCAGAAUAAAAAAGUUGAUAUACAGGCAAGUUCUGCAAUCCGAGUGAAAGUGAAGUUAAAAAAAGUUGAAUUUGAAAAGUAAAAUCGAAAUUCAUUAUAGCAAAAAUACCAAAUAUCGAAUUGAAAUUGAUUUUGCUUGAAUUUCACUCGGAAGUGAAUUACAGAACCUGCCUGAUAGAAAUUUUUUUUCAUAAACAAUUUAAUAAAAUAAAUAAUUAUUUUUCACAAUUUUUUUAUUAUUUCUGUCUUAAUCAUUGGUGAUAAAUUUCAGUGUUUCAAUUUAAGAACUAUUUUUGUAUUUAUGCGAUAUAAACAUUAUUGUGCUCACGAGUAUUAUAAAUAUAAUCGAGUUAUAAAUUUGCAAAAUAAUUUUAAAAAUAUUUCCGUUAAUACGAGUAUAUCUCCAAAAAUUAAAAAGUGAGUAUUUUCUUCAAAAUUUUGUAAAUGUUUUCCUUUUUUUCUAUAUUCGUCAUAUUAUACGCAUGAUUUUGUUCGCAAAAUUUUUUAUAUAAAUAUUAUCUACAUGUUAGCCUAAAUCGAAAUAUUCCUUAAAAUUUUUGCAUGCUUUGGUAAUAUAUACUCCUUGGACACAAUCAAUAUUUUACAAUAUUUUUAUUUCACCAACAAAAUAUAUACUUUUAAAGCAUACAAUUUCACAUUUUAUUAAAUUUUUCAAAUAAAAAUUAUAUAUUUUCUGAAUAUUUAUAAAUUUUAUGUCUACAUGUACUCUCUGAAAUUCACGUUUUCCCAAAUUUUAUGACACCGUUUUAAAACAAAUUAAUUCAACGACAAUACAAUCUGUAAGCUAGAGAAAUUGCCGUUUUAAUAAUAAUAUUUUAAUAUUCACAUAAUUUUUAGUGACGUCAGAAUAGCAGAUUUGAGGAGAGUACUGAGGAAGGAAAAUCAAAUAUUCGCCUUUUAUGUAUAUAAUCUGUUAAUAGAAGAUAUUUAUCAACUACCAGUGGUGACGUCAGAAAAGCUUAAUUUUAGAGACGUCUAAGAAAGCAAAAAUAUGCACUUAGUUUUCUGAACGCAAUCAGCUAACAGCAAGUAUUCAUUGAUUUAUUUCCAAAAAACGUAAAGUAAAAACGUCAAAAUUGACAUAUUUUCAAAGGAGUUGAGAAAAAUAAUCAAUAAGAUGAAAAUAUUUAAAAAUAUGAAUAAAAUUUGUGAGUCAGCAAGCUGAAUUUCAGUUUAAAAAAAUCAAAGUGUAUUCAACAAUUUUUUCUUUACCCGAAUUUAACAUGUUUGUUGCCAUUGAUUUAACUCUUACAUUUAUUAAAAAAUCCAAUUUUUGAAAUUCAAAAGUAAACAAAUUUCAAACCAAAAAAAAUAUUUUUUUAAAUGAAUAAAAGAAAAUGGCGAGUACUUUCUGCUUGUGCAAAACAACUCAUGGCAGCAAUUUACUAAUGUUCUGUGCUCCAACUGACAUAUUGUUAUAUAUUAUCAAUAUAUAUUAUAUUGUUCAAGAUAAAAAAUACGGGUUAAUGUAAACAAAUACAUGAAUUGUUUACUAUUUUAUUGUCAAAAACGGGUAUGUCAAAUACUUAGUUCACUUUGUUGAAUACAUUUUGAAAAAACCUAACAAAUUACAAAUUCGAUGAGCUUUAAGGGGCUAUACCAGUCUGACACUUUUAAAAAAUCGAUUUUUUUUAUUUUUUGCUAAUUCGAUAGUUUAUACUCUUAAAAAUAUCCUGUGAAAGCGGUCGUAUCUUGAAUAUAUUGAAAAGUUUUUGAACGACAGCGUUCGAAAUAGCGACCUUUUGAUUGGUUGAAAAUUGUCAAUUUGGCAUUCGGAAAACGACCAUUUUUUUACCCAAAAAAGCGAAAAUUUUUUCAGAACUACGCCAUUUUGUUAAUUUUUGAUAUUUUUCAUAAAUUGUUGGUCAUUGUAUAGCAAAUACCUUCAACUUUAACAACUUUUUCUUAUUUUUUUUUGUGCAGCUCCUAAUUCAUCAUCAUGUCGGUAGUUGGGGAACUUUUUUGGCACCUAACUCUAUUAUUUUUCAAUAUUUUUGUAAAAAAAAAUCUUAAAAUGUAGCUGAAACUAUACCUUAGUAUGUCAAAAAAUACGAUUGAAUACUUUCUUUCAAAAAAAAUUUUCAAUCCAUGGGUUACACUGGUAUACCCCCUUAAAAAUUUUAAAAUAAUUUGUUAAGAAUUUCUUAACAUUUUCCAUGAAAAAAUUUGAAUUUCAUAAAACCUAAUACAUUUUCCACAAAACAACUCUCAAAGCGUUUUCACGAAGCAACUUUUCUAGAAAAUUUGCAUUAUCCACAUGUUUUUCUCGUGAGAUGAACUGGGAACUUAUAUAGCAAAUUAUAUUUAUUAUAUUAGUACUUUAAUCCGUUGAAAGAAAUUUAAUUGAAAUCGAAAUGAUUUCUGGAGAUAAAAAAUAGUUCUCAUUUCAAUAUAUCCUAUAAAACAUUAAUAUAGUACUCUAUAAUGGUUUCUAAUAUAAAAAACAGAUUUCAUUAUAUAUUUCCAAAAUGUUUUUAUUGUUAUUUCAUACAAUUAAUAU
This is a messenger RNA of Zeugodacus cucurbitae (melon fly), 7166 nucleotides long. RefSeq names its product frequenin-1. The transcript has 9 exons. The record is from RefSeq and is a predicted model, not a curated record. Bases 1655 to 2218 code for a protein of 187 amino acids. NCBI's taxonomy places the organism in Eukaryota, Metazoa, Arthropoda, Insecta, Diptera, Tephritidae. Gene Ontology annotation, molecular function: calcium ion binding; calcium sensitive guanylate cyclase activator activity.